AUGCUUAAUUGCAAGCCGGCGCCCACCCCUGUCGACACGAAGGCGAAGGUCUCUGCUCUGGAGUGGUCUCUCGCAUCCGAUGCAGCGUUCCAUCGCUCCAACGUUGCUGCUUUACAGUACCUGACGCUCACUCGACCCGACUUGCAGUACGCUGUCCAGCAGGUGUGCCUCCAUAUGCACGCUCCGGGUGACUCUCACUGGACUUUGGUGAAGCAUAUUCUCCGUUAUAUACGCGGCACCAUGUCUUUGGGACUCACCCUGACGGCCUCCGCCUCCGCCGACCUCGUGGCCUACUCCGAUGCUGACUGGGAUGGCUGCCCCGACACUUGA
Molecule: messenger RNA, 330 nt
Organism: Aegilops tauschii subsp. strangulata
Lineage: Eukaryota; Viridiplantae; Streptophyta; Magnoliopsida; Poales; Poaceae
Source: RefSeq, a predicted model, not a curated record